Messenger RNA from Amyelois transitella, 962 nucleotides. RefSeq names its product glycoprotein-N-acetylgalactosamine 3-beta-galactosyltransferase 1-like. The transcript has 6 exons. The record is from RefSeq and is a predicted model, not a curated record. Gene Ontology annotation, molecular function: N-acetylgalactosaminide beta-1,3-galactosyltransferase activity. NCBI's taxonomy places the organism in Eukaryota, Metazoa, Arthropoda, Insecta, Lepidoptera, Pyralidae. Bases 208 to 954 code for a protein of 248 amino acids. Gene Ontology annotation, cellular component: membrane.
UCAUCCAAAUACUUCUUCAAAGCUGCAACGUCUAGAACAAUUCCUGACCUUACAAUAGCAAAAAGCUUCCAACCUGAUUCUACAAACCAAAUAGAACCUACAAAUCAACCAGAUCGAUUAGAUAAAGUUGAUCACUUUGCUCAUUUUGCUGAUGAUACGUCUGUAGCUGACGCCCUGGCGAGGAAGGUGAGGGUGCUGUGUUGGGUGAUGACAGAGCCGGGAGAUCAUCAACUCAAGGCGGUGCAUGUGAAGGAAACGUGGGGCUGGAGGUGUAAUCAAUUACUGUUCAUGAGUUCUGUCGAAGACCCGCUUCUGCCAUCAGUUAAGUUACCAGUUAAAGAAAAUAAACGCCGCCUUUGGAACAAAAUCAAGGAGGCUUACAGAUACAUCUAUCAGCAUCAUUUGUUUGACGCUGAUUGGUUCGUCCAAGCUGAUGAUGCCACCUACGUCGUGGUUGAAAACCUGAGACACAUGUUGGCAGAUUACAAUACUACAGAUCCCAUUUAUUUUGGGUCUAGUGUCCGAAGUCCAGCGAAACACAUAAAUAAGGCGCUUGUGAGCGGCUGUGCUGGCUACGUACUCAGCAGAGAGGCAGUGGUCCGCUUUGUCUUGAAGGUACUGAACGGCCGUAAUAGCUGUCCACUGAACUCGCCCGUUUUGGACGUCAAACAUAUGGAUCAAUGUCUUUAUAACAUUGGAGUGAGACCCGUGGACUCUAGGGACGCUUUCCGCCGAGGCAGACUGUUCCCUCUCGCCCUUCCCGACCACCUCAGCUCAAAAACUGGCACCGACACUGAUUGGUACUGGACUAACAUCUAUAGGAUCAAAACUGGUCGGGACUGUUGUUCGGAAUAUGCUGUGUGUUUCCAUUUCGUUGACCCGGAUCAGAUGUACGUGCUGGAGUACUUCGUGUAUCACCUGAGGCCUUUCGGAAUCAGCUAUAAUUAUAACUAAUAAAUAAU